Molecule: messenger RNA, 1564 nt
Organism: Chlamydomonas reinhardtii
Lineage: Eukaryota; Viridiplantae; Chlorophyta; Chlorophyceae; Chlamydomonadales; Chlamydomonadaceae
Exons: 4
Coding region: 156-1031 (291 amino acids)
Molecular function (GO): zinc ion binding
Source: RefSeq, a predicted model, not a curated record
AAGAGCAACAAAUUUGGUCUAAAAAUGCGGUACUAGUUUGCGCUUUGUAUCCUCCCGCUGUGCCGGAUAUGUCUUCGAAAGAAAUAUCCGAAGGGACUCACAAAGAAGUGUCGCCCCUACUGACCUCGUCAGCAGAACCGGAAGCUGGGCCCAACAUGGUAGCGGGCUCUCCGGGCCAGGACGACGAUGCACCACAGGCGAACACAUGCCGCAUCUGUAUGGAGUCCCAAAGCGCCGCGGAGGACCCGCUCAUCAGUCCCUGCCUGUGCAAGGGCUCGACGCGGUACAUCCACCGCGCCUGCCUGGCCAAAUGGCGCGCUAUGAAGGCGGGCACACAGGCGCACUACCGCUGUGAGAUCUGCCACUUCGAGUACCAGUUCAGGCGGCUGUGGUGGGCGCAGCUGCUGGGGGCCAAGGCGACGGCUGUGGUGUUGUUCCUGCUGCUGCUGGGCGCCUCGUCCUGGGUACUGGGCUACAUCCCAAUCCUGUCGUCGCUGCUGCCCCUCGGGACGGCGCACCUGAGCAGCGGCGCACGGGUCACCAUUCACAUGCUGGAUGGGCUUGUGAUAGUGGGGCUCUUCGGCUUCGUGGCGUUCAUAGUCAUGGCCUGCGGCGGCGACACCCGCGCCGGCCCCUCCGCGCCCCUCUACUGCGACCCGGGUUGCAUCAACUGCGGGAGCUGCCAUUGUUCGGGCGGCGGCAGCGACGAUUGCGGGGCUAUCAUAGCAGUGAUGCUCCUAGCCAUGGCAGCAGUGGGCCUGGCGUUUGCGGUGGCGACGUUGUUCGGGGCUUUCUUCUCGUUUGUUCGCAGCAACCUAAAGCACGUAGAAGAAAUGGUGGAGAAUGUCGGUGAGCGGCCCAAAAGCAUCUGGCGCCGCUUUCCACGGGCGCGAGGAAGUGGCGGUCAUGGAGGCGGGGGCGGAGGCGGCGGAGGAGGUGGGGGAGGCGGGGGAGGCGGUGGUGGAGGCGCCGGGCCGAGUGGCACAGAUGUGCCCUACACCAAGGCCCCCAACAAGGAGGACAUGGUGUGAGGCCGCGCUGGCGCCUGGGUGGUAGUGGCCGUGGUAGCGGUGAUGUGUAUGUGUACAGUACUCGGGUGUGGAGUGUUGGGGAGCAUUUGGAGGAGGCAGGAUGUCAGGCGGUGUGGUACAGGUAGAUGCAGCAGUGGCUCCCUGAGCUCGUUAGGCUGGACGGGAUGCAGUGCCCUGGCAGGGCGGCCGAAGUGCAGCCGGUGGUAGUUUGCAUUGCGUCCGGUAUCCCUGGCACUCUCGGCAGCGCUAUCCGUUGCGCCCAGGCUCGCUGUUUGUGAGAACAGAGGCCUUGAUGCUGUAUGAUGGGGUGUUGGCGGGCAUGAGGCGAGGCUUCCGCUAUCUGUGCGCAAUUGCGUGUGUAGGGGGCACGGGAGGGUUAUUCCAACCCAAGUGGACCGAGACCCGGAAUCGACUAGUCUGCCCACGGAGCAGAGAGGUUGCCUACAGGCGAGCGCAGCCUUCGUAAGCCCCAUGUCAUCCCGCAUUGGGCUCGGCGGCUGGCCCUUCUUGAGCUCUUGUAACGUCGCAAUCAU